This is a messenger RNA of Verticillium alfalfae VaMs.102, 2892 nucleotides long. Its product is annotated as DNA polymerase gamma. Gene Ontology annotation, biological process: mitochondrial DNA replication. The record is from RefSeq and is a predicted model, not a curated record. The coding region runs from base 1 to 2892 and encodes 963 amino acids. Lineage: Eukaryota; Fungi; Ascomycota; Sordariomycetes; Glomerellales; Plectosphaerellaceae. Gene Ontology annotation, molecular function: 3'-5' exonuclease activity; DNA binding; DNA-directed DNA polymerase activity. Gene Ontology annotation, cellular component: mitochondrion; gamma DNA polymerase complex. The transcript has 4 exons.
AUGCUUCAUUUUGCGAAUGGCCGCCUUCGAAGCGGUCCGCCAGCCAGUUAUGUACGAUUAGCAAAGCACUAUGCGAGCUGUCGGCCGCAACAACGUAUCGAUGCGCGAUGGCAAUCUGCUGCUGCCUCCAAGCCCGGCUCUCCUGAUACAGGACACAGUUUAUCCAUGUCAUCGCAGGCGAGAUACAACGAGAUCGGCGUGCAGCAGCUGAGCUCCCACAUCUACAGCCAGAUCUUUCCCGAUGGCAACACACCGCCGCCAAAACACCUAAUCGAAAUGUCCAAAGACCAUCUGAGAAGGCAUGAACUUCUUGGGAAAAAUACCGACAACAGCGACCCGAUAGCCUUUGACCUGCCGAGUCUUCAGGGGCGCACUUUGGAUGAACACUUCCACAAACUAGGCCUCGACGCUGCCGAACCUUACCUGAGCUAUGCGAAAGACUUUUCUCGCUUCAACUCACCACCCAAGCCGCGGAAAUGGGUGCGACGGAGUGGCUGGACGAAAUACUACCCCGAUGGGAGGACGGAGGUCGUCAACGCGCCGGAUGAUGCUAUGCUGUGCUUUGAUACCGAAGUUCUGUGGAAAGAGAGUUCCUUUGCCGUCAUGGCAUGCGCAUCGAGUCCGAAUGCGUGGGAACUACGGGAACGCAUCGCAACGCAAACCGAUGAUGCGCAACUGGCUGAGCUUUUAAGCAACAGCGCCAUCCGCCAAGAAGAAGAGGAGCUCUGGGUUGAGCGAAGUUCCGUCAACUCGCUUAGGGAUGUCGCCAAGUUCCACCUUGAUGUAACGAUCGACAAAGCGAUCAGGGACGAUUUCAGCACCCUCGACCGGGCAGGCGUCUUAGCAAAGUUGGAUGAAUUGUUGGAUUACUGUGCGGCGGAUGUUGCAAUCACCCACCGAGUCUACCAGAUUGUCUUCCCGAAUUUCCUUGAAACUUGCCCUCACCCCGUCAGCUUCGCCGCUCUCCGACAUCUUUCGUCAGUCAUCCUACCUGUCAACGAGACUUGGAAUGCGUACAUAGCCAACGCCGAGGCAACGUAUCAUGAACUCAACGACGCGGUUCUCGAACGACUCGUGGCGUUGGCAGAAAAGGCUGUAGCGAUCAGGGAUCAGUCAGAGACGUGGAGUAACGACCCGUGGCUUAAUCAACUCGAUUGGUCUGGCCAGGAGAUCAAGAUGGUCAAGGGCAAGAAGAAGAACGAACCGCCACGACCCGCUGCACGACAGAAGAAGCCAGGAAUGCCCCGAUGGUAUAAGGAUCUCUUCGCCAAGAACGACGCUCCUAUCGGCUUAACUGUCAGAACGCGGAUCGCCCCCCUUCUCCUGAAGUUAGCCUGGGACGGACAUCCUCUUUGUUGGUCCGACACGUAUGGCUGGACCUUCCGUGUAUCGCGAACUGAGGCGAGCAAGUAUCUCAACAAGCAAAUGACCCAGUGCGACAUGGCAGAUGAGAAGGUUGAGGCUCUUCGACAAGAUACGGAGGGCGUGUACUUCAAGCUACCCCACAAGGAUGGGCCUACUGCGAGAUGUGCCAACCCCAUGGCCAAGUCUUACUUGUCGUACUUUGAAAACGGUACUCUGUCAUCAGAAUACUCCUACGCCAAGGAAGCCUUGGAAAUGAACGCUUCCUGUUCAUACUGGAUCAGCGCAAGAGAUCGCAUCAAGUCGCAGAUGGUGGUUUAUGAGGAAGAUGUGGCCACUGAGAAACUGGAAGGCGGGAUGGAGAACAAGAACACGCAAGGAUUCAUCUUGCCGCAGAUCAUCCCCAUGGGGACCAUCACAAGGAGAGCUGUCGAAAACACAUGGCUGACGGCAAGCAAUGCCAAAAGGAACCGUGUCGGGUCUGAGCUAAAGGCAAUGGUCAAAGCUCCACCAGGUUACAGCUUUGUUGGAGCGGAUGUGGAUUCCCAGGAGCUGUGGAUCGCGAGUCUUGUUGGUGAUGCGACUUUCAAGCUGCACGGCGGCAACGCCAUUGGUUUCAUGACUCUGGAAGGAACCAAAGCGGCAGGCACGGAUCUUCACUCUCGAACGGCUGGCAUUUUGGGCAUCACGCGAAACGAUGCAAAGGUCUUUAACUAUGGUCGAAUCUAUGGCGCUGGCCUGAAAUUCGCGGCGCAACUGCUUCGGCAAUUUGACCCAAACCUGUCGGAAAAGGAGACACUGGAGACUGCCUCGAAACUUUACGUCAAUACCAAAGGCACCAAGACGAACCGUAAAGUCCUGUACAAGAGGCCAUUCUGGCGUGGCGGAACGGAGUCCUUCGUCUUCAACAAGCUGGAAGAAUUCGCCGAACAGGAGCGCCCGCGAACCCCAGUACUGGGCGCUGGUAUUACCGAAGCUCUCAUGGGCCGGUUCAUCAACAAGGGUGGAUAUCUCACCUCUCGCAUUAAUUGGGCUAUCCAAUCAUCUGGUGUCGACUAUCUGCACUUGCUCAUCGUCACCAUUCCGCACGGAGAGAGCCUCGACAUCAAUGCCCUCCUUGAUAAGGGCGACGAGGCGCGUCUUGACCCCUCCAUCGUCCCAGACCCAGCGUUGGCACCAAAGCUCGACGACAUCAUCUACACACCGAGAGUACCCGUUAUGGAGACACUAGAAGACCCAGCGUCGAAAGAUCUCUCCUUCCUAAAGGCACAAAUCACCAGCGACGAAAACGAGCUCAGGGAAGUUCUCAAGGAGCAGCGCAAGACGCUGCCCGCCGCCACCAAGGCGCCGAAGAAGUCUGCCAGGGAUGUGCUGCCAUAUCGCUCUCAUCCAAUUUUGGUUCCUAGAGAAGAACCAUUGACUGUGGCUGACGCUCUGGGCAACAAGUUCACGAAGUACGAUGGCAAGGCGAAGUGGGAUUGGAAAAGCCAAAAAACGGGCUAUGGCAGAGGACCAAGCUCCAGGAUAUGA